GUUCAUUUAUGAAACUCAACGAUUGUGGAAGUGCUUGGAAAAUUAUAAAGAAUCUCAGGCAAGCGUAGCUGCUGGUGGUGUUAGUGUUUUUCUUUCGUAGGGGAAGUGAAAUUUUUUAAUAUUAAAUAAAAUAAUGGAAGAUGAGGAGAAAAUGGCUAUAAUGCGUAAAGCAUUCCAAAUGUUUGAUACGCAAAAAACUGGAUUUAUUGAGACGCUACGCUUAAAGACUAUUUUGAAUAGCAUGGGUCAAAUGUUUGAGGAGAACGAGUUACAGCAGUUAAUAGAUGAGAAUGAUCCUGAGAAUACAGGCAAAGUGAAUUUUGAUGGCUUCUGUAAUAUCGCUGCCCAUUUCCUGGAAGAAGAAGAUGCGGAAGCCAUACAAAAAGAAUUGAAAGAAGCAUUUCGUCUUUACGAUCGUGAGGGCAAUGGUUACAUUACUACGUCUACCUUGAAAGAAAUAUUAGCCGCUUUGGAUGACAAAUUGUCAUCAAGUGACUUGGAUGGCAUUAUCGCUGAAAUCGAUACUGAUGGCUCCGGAACAGUGGACUUUGAUGAGUUCAUGGAAAUGAUGACUGGUGAUUAAACUUCGUUUAUAUAUAAAUAUGUAUGCAUAUGUAUAUAUAUAUAUAUAUAUAUAUAUAUAUCAAUUUCCAAAUUAUGUGUAUCCGCUUAAGUGUAAAUGUGUGUGUGUGUGAAAACAAAAAGCCAAAAACAAAAAACAAAAUUAUUUAUUUCAAUAAAUCUUCACAGGCCAUCAGCUUUCUAUGGA
Messenger RNA from Glossina fuscipes, 769 nucleotides. RefSeq names its product troponin C (gene TpnC25D). The record is from RefSeq and is a predicted model, not a curated record. Gene Ontology annotation, molecular function: enzyme regulator activity; calcium ion binding. Lineage: Eukaryota; Metazoa; Arthropoda; Insecta; Diptera; Glossinidae. The coding region runs from base 134 to 583 and encodes 149 amino acids. The transcript is spliced from 3 exons.